Messenger RNA from Cicer arietinum (chickpea), 2680 nucleotides. RefSeq lists its product as uncharacterized. Lineage: Eukaryota; Viridiplantae; Streptophyta; Magnoliopsida; Fabales; Fabaceae. Gene Ontology annotation, molecular function: ubiquitin-protein transferase activity. Gene Ontology annotation, cellular component: CCR4-NOT complex. Gene Ontology annotation, biological process: protein ubiquitination. The record is from RefSeq and is a predicted model, not a curated record.
UCUUUUCUGAGCCAAAAAGGGUGAGAGGAUCAGAGUAGUUACCGUGAUCCAUUGUUGUUAUCUCUCUAAUUUUUCUUUCUAUCCCUCUCUCUAGAAUUUUCUAUCGUCUCAUUCUCCUCACAAAUUAGGGUUUUUGCGAAUCUCUUUAUUCUUUGAAAAAUCAAAUCCAACGGUUCAGCCAUGGUUUCCGAUUCAAUCGCCGCCGCUCCGAUUCUUUCAGCCGCCAACACUAAGAACCCAGGCAAAAAGAAGAGGACCAAUAGGUCCGCGAAAUUGAAGCAGUAUAAGAUUGACGCACGUCGCGAACAAUGGUUAUCUCAAGGUGCGGUGAAGAAUAAGGGAUGCAAAGACGGAAUUGACGAUGAUGGCCACGUGCCGUCGUUGCCGGUGGGGAAACAUAGCAAACGUGAAUUGGAGAAAGUGGAGACAAGGCGCAGAGGCGAAGACGAUGACGUGUCGAUCCAUCAAGACAGUGAUUCUGAAUCACCGUCGAACAGUCCUAUCAGUUCUAAUAGUAGUGUCUUGUGUGGUAAUGAUUCCGGGACGAAUUUCACCGGCAGCAGCAGCGGUGGAAGCAGCAGCAGUAGUUCUAGCAGUGGCGGAUGUUACUCCGGGAAUAUUACGGAAGAGGAGGAAGAUGAUGAUGAAGAAGUAGAAGAAGGUGAUGAUGAAUGUUUGGAUGAUUGGGAGGCUGUGGCAGAUGCUUUAGCCGCCGAUGACAAGCUUCAAACCUCUUCACAAGAUGAACCCGUUGUAGAAACAGAUUCAUCUUGUGAAGUGACUAACGGUUCGGGUGUAGGAUCUAUGAGUUCAAAACCAGGGAGUGAUGGAGUGCUUCCUUGGGCAUCUGGUAAUAACAAAGCUUGGAGGGCUGACGAUGCUUUUCGUCCUCAGACUUUGCCCAAUCUUUCCAAGCAGCAUAGUAUGCCGAAUCCAGACCGGUGUUGUGGAGGAGGUAUUCCCUGGUCUCGCAAUUCUGUGCCAUCCAAUUGUCCAAUAUGCUGUGAGGAUCUCGAUUUAACCGACUCGAGUUUUCUUCCCUGCAAUUGUGGUUUCCGGCUUUGCCUCUUUUGCCACAAGAGGAUUCUUGAGCAGGAUGGUCGUUGUCCUGGGUGCAGGAAGCAAUAUGAAUGUGAACCUAUCGAGACAGAGGCAAGUGUGCACGGAGGUAGCCUUACUCUUCGGCUGGCACGCUCUGUUAGUAUGAUUGAAAGGUCUUAAGAGAUUUAUCUGUUUUCAUUAGUUUGUGUAUGCCGCUGUCUCUCCUUUUUGCAUUAUUUGCAUUGUAUGUACUUUUUAGGUUGAAAUUUCUAAUUUUCAUAGUUCUAGUUGGUUUAGGUCAUGAGUUUUUUUUAGCACCACGAAAUCAAGUUGUUUAUCAUUUCAUCUCACGGUGCAUGUGUUAAUGUAGAAUACUCAUGUUGGUAUGUGAAUACAUAAGGUGGUAUAGAAUUUCAAUACAUCGAAAAUAAUGGGUUACAUCAUGCUGUGGCAUAAUUCCUUCAGGCUGCUACUUCACAUUUUGUGUACAGUUUUUGUAUUCAAAAUUCCAAAACUUUGCAGUGUCGUUGUUUGGUUGAACAUGCUUGCAAUUAUGUGUUAAUUCAAUUUUGCUUGUGUUGCUAUGUGUUGUGUUUAUUUUCCUUUCUUAACUUUUACAGUUAUUGACAAAUAUGCUAAUAAUCACUAUGCAAAUUAUUUUUCCUGUAAUUUUAUUGUUUAUAAUGUUCUUUUGACCAUAUGUUUUACUGUCUCUGAAGUAUGAAUGAGUCAGAAGUUCUUUUGCCGCCUCGUUGUUUGGAGACAGUAUUGUUUGUGAAAUUGUGUAACAUUCUCAUGUAAUCAGUUUCUAUUUCAUUUAAGAGAUGUCUUGGCAGUGUUAACAAAGCUCCUAAGGUUUAGUGUACGGACAGGACCCUAAAAUGCCUCCAAAUAAUCAUUCAGCAAACUGGCCCGUGGGUUGUUUUUGAACAUCAAGGGCGGUACAGUACAGAAAUACUAUGUUAGUCUGUUUUGUUUUUCUCUAUUAUUGCUUUAAAUUUGACAAUUUUUGCAAUGAAAAAUUGAAAGUGACUGCUUUGUCAGUGUUAGCUAACUUUGUAGAUACAUCUUAUUUAAAUAUUCUCAUGACAUUUGAAUAUUGGUUUUGUUUCCUGAUGAUUCUCUUCUAGGAACCAAUAUACUUUUUGUAAGUAUAAGUUUGAAGGCUGGUCAAUAGGGUUUUCAAGUUUUUCAAGGUAUGAUCUAGUCGCGGCGAAUGAAUAAUCUGUCCUUCCUGUUUCCCUGGGGUUCUGAUAAUUGUUCUUGACUUGUUAUGUUUCGUUUCAAUCAACCACUAUCAGAUCAUCAUCAUAAAAUAUCAUGUACUUACCAAACACAUUGUGAAUUCUUCUUUGAAAAUCCUUCCGGCAAUAGGAUUAUGGAUAUUCCUGGUUAUAUAAAUAAUUUUAUACCUUGAAAAAAACGCCUCCUUAGGUGCUAUCUGGUUGAGAAGAUGUAUUGUCGGAUGGUAGGUGAUUGCUCUUUGGAAUGAAAGCCGCAUUUACUUGUUUGCCAUAAUGAAAAAUUGAGAAGAGUGAAGAUUUAAUUGGCUGAAUUUUGCAGAUUUUGUCUCAUUGUUUAAUAAAGACCUAUCUCAUCUUUGGGUCUUUGUGGUAUAUAGAGUAUAUGCUUUUCACAA